Molecule: messenger RNA, 1078 nt
Organism: Quercus lobata
Lineage: Eukaryota; Viridiplantae; Streptophyta; Magnoliopsida; Fagales; Fagaceae
Product: xyloglucan endotransglucosylase/hydrolase protein 22-like
Exons: 3
Coding region: 44-931 (295 amino acids)
Biological process (GO): xyloglucan metabolic process; cell wall biogenesis
Cellular component (GO): cell wall; apoplast
Molecular function (GO): xyloglucan:xyloglucosyl transferase activity; hydrolase activity, hydrolyzing O-glycosyl compounds
Source: RefSeq, a predicted model, not a curated record
GAAACCACUUGAAGUCAUAAACUAGCAUCUAAAAACAGUGUCUAUGGCUGCUUCUUUUUCAUAUUAUAAUUCAAAUGUCUUUGUAGUGGCUGUGACCACAUCUCUUUUGGUUGGCUCCUUGUUGGUGGCCUCAGCUGGUAACUUCAACCAAGAUGUUGAUAUCAAAUGGGGAGAUGGCCGUGCUAAGAUACUCAACAAUGGCAAGCUUCUUACCCUCUCUCUUGACAAAACCUCUGGCUCGGGCUUCCAAUCUAAGAAUGAAUACUUGUUUGGAAAAAUUGAUAUGAAACUUAAGCUUGUCCCUGGCAAUUCUGCUGGCACAGUCACUGCCUACUAUUUACGCUCACAAGUUUCAUCAUGGGAUGAGAUAGACUUUGAGUUCUUGGGGAACCUGAGUGGUGAUCCUUAUAUUGUCCAUACUAAUGUUUACACCCAUGGCAAGGGCGACAGAGAGCAGCAAUUCUACCUCUGGUUCGACCCCACGGCUGACUUUCACACUUAUUCCAUACUAUGGAACCCAGGAAACAUUAUAUUCUACGUUGAUGGUAGACCAAUUAGAGAGUUCAAGAACUUGGAGUCUUUUGGCAUUCCUUACCCGAAGAACCAGUCAAUGAGGGUGUACUCUAGCUUAUGGAACGCUGAUGAUUGGGCCACAAGAGGAGGGCUUGUGAAGACGGACUGGACUCAAGCACCUUUCACUGCUUCCUUCCGGAGCUUCAAUGCCAAUGCUUGUAUUUGGUCUAAUGGUGUGUCUUCUUGUAGCUCAUCCAACUCUACCAGUAAUGCAUGGCUCUCCCAACAGCUCGAUUCUAGGAGCCAAAAGAGGCUGACAUGGGUGCAGAAGAAUUACAUGGUCUACAAUUAUUGCUCGGACACAAAGCGAUUCCAUCAGGGCCUCCCACUGGAAUGCACUGUCACCACCAAGGCAUAGGAUGCAAAAUUUCGUAGGAAAAUUUUUUACGUGCUCAAGUUAUUGUUUCUAUUGCACGGAAUUUGUUUUCUUUGUGCCAUUUUGAUUAUUAAAAAGACAAUAACGGACCUUUUUAGUAGUGGGAUGUACUAUAAAUUGAUAAAAUUA